Molecule: messenger RNA, 5127 nt
Organism: Pomacea canaliculata
Lineage: Eukaryota; Metazoa; Mollusca; Gastropoda; Architaenioglossa; Ampullariidae
Product: methylenetetrahydrofolate reductase-like
Biological process (GO): tetrahydrofolate interconversion
Cellular component (GO): cytosol
Molecular function (GO): methylenetetrahydrofolate reductase [NAD(P)H] activity; FAD binding
Source: RefSeq, a predicted model, not a curated record
AGGGUAUAACGUCUCUGGUGUUACAUUUUUUCUUUUGGGUUAGCGGGGAAGCAGCGCCGUGGUACCAAUGAAGUGCCAAUGGGUGGGGCUAUGGAAAUAAGUGUUAUAUGAUGUUUAUGUUGCGCAAGUCACCAGAUCUUACCUGUCCAGUGGUAAUGUGUUACUUCGGCCCUUUGUGGAGAAAGAAAGUCGAUCGUCUUCACUUGUCAAAGAUGAUGCUGUUUUAGUAUUCUGCAAGGAAUGAAUUUGUUGAGGGGUGUGAUACUUUUUGGAUGAAAGUGCAAGGAGACCAUUGAUUUAUUGCAAUUAUCAAGCAUUAUAAGGUAUUUUAGUUCAUUUUUAUGUGGCAUGGAGAUGACAUUGCUGAAAUAUUGAAUUAUACUACAACUUUGCAGAAAUAAGGUGCUUGAAAAGAGGCAUCAGGUACUGUCCUAUUGAACAUAAGUAGUGCGGGGGGAGUAGGGGAGCAGACUGAACAAAGGGGAGUAGAGCAUGGUGGUGUGUAAAGGUAAAAAACUGCCUCUGUGAACUGAGUAAUAGUGAUAUUUUAGGUGUUUGCAUGGCUUAAUGGCUCAGGAAAUCACCAAAUCUAAAGCUCUGCCAGUUUUAGUGAAACAUGGUACAUUAGUUAAGUAUUGAAUGUUGAUCCCUCAAAAUCAAUUUUUUUUUUUUUUUAAUGUUUAGAUAGGGAACAUAAUGUUUCCAUUCAUAAUUAGCAGUUUUUACUUUGAUGGUGUCAUAAUUUCCUUGACUUGCUCAUAUUAGUUUUGUGUUUAGUAACAAAGACAGCUUAGAAGUUAAAGAAAGUGGUGUUUAAUGACUGACAGGAGUUAAUGCUAUUAAACAGAAGAGGCUAUGCAAUGUGUUUACCUUAAUUUCAUUUUCAAUAAUUGGUGAACUGUCCAUAAUUUAAACUGCAUUGUGUUUAUCAAGUAAGAGCACUGGGUAAGCAUGCCAGAAGUGGUACAAAAAAUGGCUACGGUGUCACGAGAGAAGCAGCUGAAAGGGGACCCUGAGGCAUUGACAGUGGGUAAUUUCAACAGUUCACCAGUCACUUCUCGCCCUUCAUCACCUUCACUUUGGAGCCCCACUUAUACCCGACUGAUUGACAGAAUCCACCGCAGAAAAGUAUCUGGAGACAAAUUUUUUUCGCUUGAAUUUUUCCCUCCAAGAACAGCUAAUGGUGCUAUCAACCUUAUUUCAAGGUUUGAGCGAAUGAAUCGUGGCAAGCCUCUGUUUUGCGACAUGACAUGGCAUCCGUCUGGUGACCCAUGUAAUACAGACAAACCUACAAGCUCAACAUGCAUAGCUGGCACUAUGCUCAACUACUGUGGUAUUGAAACAAUGCUACAUAUGACUUGUGUUCAUCAGACACGUCAUCGGGUGAUUGAGAACCUUGGAAAGGCAAAGGAUCUAGGCAUUCGUAACAUACUAGCUCUUAGAGGAGAUCUGCCAGAGGGGAUGCAUCCUUGUCAAAAUAUUGAGGGUCAACUGAACUAUGCUGUGGAUCUGGUGCAGCUUAUCAAAGAAGAAUUUGGUGACUAUUUCGUUAUAGGUGUUGCAGGAUAUCCAUCUGGACAUCCAGAGUGCACAUCCUAUGCUGAUGAUCUUCAGCAUCUGAAGGCAAAAGUGGAUGCAGGUGCAGACUUCAUCAUUACUCAGCUUUUUUUCAAGGCAGAGUCCUUCCUCAAAUUUGUUAAGGACUGUAGAGCCAUUGGUAUCAACUGUCCUAUCCUUCCAGGAAUACUACCCAUACAAGCUUACCAGUCUCUUCGUCACAUUGUCAAACUUUCAAGACUUGAAGUGCCACAAGAAAUCAUUGAUGCCAUUAAUCCGAUCAAAGAGAAUGAUGAAGCCAUCAGAAACUUUGGUAUUGAUCAUGCUGUUCAGCUAUGCAAGACACUGUUGGAGGCUGGCGAUACAGAUCCAGAGACCACUGUACCAGGAAUACAUUUCUACACAUUAAAUCGUGAAGUGGCCACUGUUGAAAUCUUAAAGAAACUGGGUUUGUGGGCAGAGGAUGUACUUAGACCAUUGCCAUGGAAACUUACUGCGAAUGCUGCUAGGUGCAAAGAGGAGGUUCGACCAAUAUUCUGGCGUAGUCGUCCUAACAGUUAUGUCUUCCGAACCUCUGACUGGGAUGAAUUUCCUAAUGGAAGAUGGGGUAACUCCUCUUCACCUUCCUUCAAUGAGCUGAAAACCUACCAUCUGUUCUACCUUGCAUCUCGUUCACCUAAGGAGGAGUUGCUAGACAUGUGGGGACAUGAACUAAAUGAUGAAAAGGAUGUGUGGAAUGUCUUCUACUGCUAUCUGACAGGCAAACCUAACAAAAAAGGAAUCAAGGUCACCAGAAUGCCGUGGGAUGACAGUGAGCUCAUAGCAGAGACCAUGUUGAUUGCAGAGAAGCUGGCUUGCAUCAACUGUCGUGGUGUACUUACAAUUAAUUCUCAGCCUCGCAUCAAUUGUGCUCCAUCUGAGGAUCCAAGUGUUGGUUGGGGAAUACCACAUGGCUAUAUCUUCCAAAAAGCUUAUUUGGAGUUUUUCACAUCAAGAGAAAAUGUAGAAGCACUGAAGACCAUUCUGCCAAGCUAUCCUCUGGUCAACUAUCAUAUAGUGGACCACAACGGAGAGGCAGAUUACACCAACUGUGAUGAGUCCCAGCCAAUUGCUGUCACAUGGGGAGUCUUUCCUGGUAAAGAAAUUAUCCAGCCCACAGUUGUGGAUCCUGUGUCUUUCAAAUCAUGGAAGGAUGAAGCAUUUGCCCUGUGGCUUGAGAGCUGGGGCAGUCUGUAUGAAGUUGGGUAGUCACACGAAGUUAUUGAGGCAAUCCAUGACAAUUAUUACCUUGUGAAUCUUGUUGACAAUGAAUUCCCAAAGGAGACAUGCCUAUGGGAACUGGUGGACAAGAUGCUGACACUUGCUGCAAGUAUUGCAGGAUCCAAGAGCAAUUCAACUUCAGAAUUGGCAUUUUCAGAAUCUCCUCAGAGUUGAAAUAUGAAUGCUUCCUAUUGGCUAGCUGUACUUUAUAGUCUUAGACAGCUGAGGGUUCACCAUGCUGUGUUAAAGUUGUUUUUCUUUACCAAAUAUUUCUCAGUUUACAAGCAGUGAAGAAUUAAAAAAGCAUCAAAGGAUUUGAACAUAAGACUUCCAGAUAAAAAAGGAAAAAUCUGAGAAAAAAUGCAAAAAUAAGUGCGAGAAUUAAAAACAAUGACAGAUGUAGACCAACAUAAAAUUGUGGGGAGGCUAAUACACCAAAGAGAAACAGUUUUGCCAAGGAGUGAUCAAAGCCUUUUAAAGCAUGUGAAUGGAAAUUUAUGCAUUCGUGCAUGUAUGUGUGGUGUGCAAGUUUCUUUAUUCUACCUGAAAAAAAUGGCAGUUUUUUGGCCAAUAUUUUGUUGCUUGGAUUUAGGCAAGCCAAACAAAAAUCAGCUACGGACUAUUUAUCUCAGAAAUUCAGUGUUUCAGUAUUUUUAAAAAAUGGCAGCAUGCAACAUUGAUGACAAUCUUAAUGUGUGGUUAAGAAAUAUGGAAAACCUGCUCAAGAUCCAAGUGCCUUGCACAUUUUCAGGUAAGAAAAUCUGUAACCUUUCAGAGAGAGAAAAUAGAGACAUAAUAGUAUUUUGCCUGCUGAAUGGGGAGAGAAGAGGUGUAAUUACAAACCAUAAACUUUCUAGGUAUUGACUAUUGCUAUUUAUUACUAAACAAGUAACACUGUAAUGUACAUACUCAAAAUGUUUCCUACUGAAAAUGGGAGAAGAAAUAGGAAAGAGACCUGAAUAGUUUUGUUUAUGUAUAGUUGCAAAGAUUUAUGAACAUACAAAAACCUUGUGAUGGGUGAUUUAAAUUUUAUUUAAAUGUUUGGUGUGCAAAAAGGUGGGCCAUCUUGAUGAAUGCAAUCUUUCUUUACAAGUUUUGUAAAGCUGAAACUGGCUGGAGUACUGUGAUCCAUUUUGUUGCAAAUAUGAGAAAUUGUCAGUAGAAAGUAAUGUGGGAGUACUGCAAUAAGUAUAAAUGUGAUGUCUGUAUACAUAAUGCUUUUUGACAGUUUGUUUUGUAGUUCAAAUCUUUGCUACAGGGCAGGAUAAAUACAUCAUGCUGCAAACCAAGUGAAUAAAUAUUUUUGGUUUUUGUACAUUCUUCAUGAUAAAGAAGUAGUAACAUCCAAGUUUGAACAACGUAUAAUAUUUUUACAAUUAAUUUGUUUUGGCCACUUAGCUACUACAUAUUUUUCUUUGCAAAUGUUGGUUUCGCUUAAUACGGACUCAUAUUUUUAAGGAGGUAAUUCAGGUAAUCGUAAUUCAUUUCCCUCUUCAGCUUUUUCUCCCCAUGUCCCACUAUUGAUGAGCUGACAAGCCACAAUGUGUUGCACAGUUUGCAUUUCUGAAAGUAAAUGGCUUCAGAUAGUCCCUGUACAAUUCUUAUCUGUUAAAUGGCAUAAAAUUUUGUGAAUCUUGCAAAAUGCAGUUGGAAUGACACAUGGCCUUAACUAAAUGUUCCUUUUGCAAUUGUAGCACAGUAUUUUCUGUUUAUACAGGAGACGAUUUCUUAUCAAAAUCUGCUUUCAUUACAAAAUCCAGUUAGCAAUUUAUACAUUUUUUUCAUGUUAACUUGGCUGUUCUGUUUAUAGCUGAUGGCAUAUUUUUGAAUUUGAUAAUACUCAUUGAAUACAAAUAUCUGCAGGUGGUAUGCAAGAUACUAUGCUAUAUUUAUGUUUUAUGGACAGUGCCUCAAUGAGGUCUUCAGAAGUCAGGAGAAAUAUGAUGCCUACUUAUACAUUAGAUUAAGAUAGUUAUACACACCAGAGCGAGUUACCGGUAAAAGAGAUUGAUCUUAUAUUUAAAAAGAAAAUUUGCUAGGGAUCUAAGAGCUGUGAUCUCAAAGUUAUGGUUGUGUUGGGAGAAACAAAAUUUGAACCAGGCUAGCCUUUAUACAGUAUUGUGCAUUUGGACUUCCAGUAUGAAAUAUUUUCUUCUUGUGAAAUAAUUUUAUCUACUUAGCAUUUUAAAUGCAUUUUUUUUUUUUUGGUCAAUUCAGAAACUGCAGACUUGUGAGAAAAAGAUAAACCAAAAUGUGAUUUUUAAAAGCAACUUAAGAUACAUGUAAUAAAGAUGCCAGGUUUCUUGUUUC